AUGAGUUGUCGACUAUUUGAAGAAGAAGAACAUACACGUAAAUAUCGUCUUCAUCGACCAAAUUAUCCAAAGCAAUUAUUUGAACAUAUUAUUAAUUAUUAUUUUAAUGUGAUUGGUGUUGAUGUUAGUGUUAAUCAAAUAGCACAUGCUAUGCAAAAAGAUAAUAUCGAAUAUCGAUGUAAUAAAGCAGAAGACUUAACAUUUCUGGAAUCAAACUCAGUUGAUAUAAUCACUGUUGCUACAUCAUUACAUUGGCUUAAUCUUAAAGUAUUUGUUGAAGAAGUUAAACGUGUAUUGAAACCUAAUAUCGGUGUUUUUGCUAUAUGGACAUAUGGAUUUAUGUACAUCGGAUAA
Messenger RNA from Rotaria sp. Silwood1, 354 nucleotides. NCBI's taxonomy places the organism in Eukaryota, Metazoa, Rotifera, Eurotatoria, Philodinida, Philodinidae. The record is from the annotation of a GenBank genome assembly.